UAGAGUGCAGAAGAAAAUGUUUAUUAAUUUCCGAAUCUAUUUACACCUGCUUUGUUUGCAUUCGACAUAGUGUUAUGACUUUUUGCAUUAGGGAAACAAAUGAUUGCCUUUUAAAACAUGCUAAAAUUGUGAUUGCUAGCUAAUUUUCAUCCCUAAAAAUCCACUAAGUCUACCCACUCAAGCGUUAUUUCACGCAACACGGCAAUUUUCUGGUUUUUCGUUUUUAAAACAAGGGAACCAAAGAGUGACGGAAUUGCUAAUGGGGCGACAGCCACCAACGUUAUCGAAAGGAACGCUAGCUGACUGAACGGCCUGCCACCAUGCCACUGGACUGGCCUGUGAGUCAGAACCCGGCUUGUGAUGUGAUGACAUUCCGACCCACUAUGGAAGAGUUCCGGGACUUUGGGAAGUACAUUGCUUACAUUGAGGCUCGAGGGGCUCACCUUGCCGGCUUGGCCAAAGUGAUCCCACCGAAGGAGUGGAAGCCGCGCCGGUCCUACGAGUCCGUCGAGGAGAUGGUGAUCCCGGUGCCCAUCAUGCAGGUGGUGACGGGCCAGUCCGGCCUCUUCACGCAGUACAACAUCCAGAAGAAGGCCAUGACCGUCGGAGAGUACCGCAAACUGGCUAACAGCCCAAAGUACUGCACCCCUCCGCACCAGGGCUUUCUUGACCUUGAGAGGAAGUACUGGAGAAACCUGACCUUUGUGUCGCCCAUCUAUGGGGCCGAUAUCAGUGGCUCUCUGUAUGACCCGGAUGUGGCAGAGUGGAAUAUUGGCCACCUGAACACCGUGCUGGACAUGGUGGAGCAGGAGAGCGGCAUUGUCAUCGAGGGGGUCAACACGCCCUACUUGUACUUUGGUAUGUGGAAGACCACUUUCGCCUGGCACACAGAGGACAUGGACCUCUACAGUAUCAACUACCUGCACUUUGGCGAGCCCAAGUCCUGGUACGCCGUUCCCCCAGAGCACGGCAAAAGGCUGGAAAGGCUGGCCAAAGGUUUCUUCCCUGGAAGUUCUCAGGGCUGUGACGCUUUCCUCAGACACAAGAUGACCCUCAUCUCUCCCUCCACCCUGAAGAAGUACGGCAUCCCCUUCCACAGGGUCACCCAGGAAGCCGGGGAGUUUAUGAUCACGUUUCCCUAUGGCUACCACACCGGCUUCAACCACGGCUUUAAUUGCGCCGAAUCCACCAACUUUGCCACCCUGCGCUGGAUCGACUAUGGCAAGAUGGCCUCUCAGUGCACGUGUCGCAGCGACAUGGUGAAGAUCUCCAUGGACGUGUUUGUGCGGCACCUGCAGCCGCAGCGCUACGAGCUGUGGAAGCAGGGCAAAGACGUGACGAUGCUGGACCACCGCAAGCCCACUGCUGUCACCUCCCCCGAGCUGGAGCUGUGGAAACAGAAGCAGGCCGCUGUCCGGGGCGAGCUACUGCACAGAGCCCUAGAGAAGAGACAGCGGCUACAUCGGCUGAAGGAGGUGGAGAUUAAGGUUUUGGCAGACGAGGGCAUUGAGUUUGAUUUGGUGGAGUACACGCGGCAGGUGGAGGAGCGGAAGGCCCGUAGGCUGCAGAAGAGGGCGGAGCUGACAGAGGCUGAGGAUUAUGACCCCCAGAGACAGCCACAGCACUUUGUGGUUGAGGAACGGAAGAGGAAAAAGAAGAAGCGAUUAGAGAAGGCUGGGGCAGAGAAGGGGAUGCAGAAGAACCAAGCAGCGCUGGGGCCUGGACCCAAGAAGGCUGCCAUUGACAAGGAGGGCCUCUCCUGCUGGCCGGCCUUUCAGCAGUUUGGCGGAGGCAGACGGGUGGAACAGCAGUGCACUGACACAGAGCUGCCAGCAGAGGGCAGACCUGACAAAGAGGCCAACCAGCUGAGGAAGAGGCUAGAGGUGAAGAAGAGCCGCCGUCACCCCAUCAGCAGGCCACCCACAGGCUCCCCGCGUUCCGUCCUCAAGCAGGACAUUUCCAGUGAUGAAGAGCUCUUCACUAUGUUGCCAGGAGAGGGCGCAGAGAAGCAGGAAGCCAAGACAGCAAAGUGCCAUCUGUGGCAGAGCCGGCCGUCCAACUUCCUGGCAGAGUGUCACUUCAACGCCGCCGUGGCGGACAUCGCGCCGUACUGCGCCAUCUGCGCCCUGUUCUCCCCGUACUCAGAGCCUCACAAGGACCCCGCCCUCUCAGCGGACGGCCACGCCCCCCGCUGCGGCAGCCACACCCAACCCCUCGUCCCGGAGACGUGCUUCGGUUUUCGGGGCUGGAGGGCGGAGGGCCCGCACUCUGCCUCCGCCGCUGUGGAGGACAGUGGCGUCACGGAUCCCCUGCGCUGCAGCUCCCAGACUGGGGCUGAUGGAACCAGCGUGCUGCUGUUCUGUUCCACCUGCUGCCUGCAGGUCCACGCCAGCUGUUAUGGCAUCACCCUGGACAGUAUGAGUGAAGCCUGGAUGUGCUCUCGAUGUAUGGCCGGUGCCUGGACAAUGGACUGCUGCCUGUGCAAUUUAAGAGGUGGAGCUCUCAAGGUGACUACAGAUGGAAGGUGGGUACACGUGAUAUGCGCCAUUGCGGUGCCAGAAGCUCGCUUCGUCAACGCCGUCAAGAGGGAACCUGUGGACCUCAGUGCCGUUCCAGCGCAGAGGAAGAGGCUGAAGUGUGUUUACUGUCACAAGAACUCAAAGAAGAUCCGCGGUGCCUGCAUCCAGUGCUCCUAUGACACCUGCUCCACAUCCUUCCAUGUGACCUGCGCGCACAUCGCUGGAGUGCUCAUGAGACCUGCUGAUUGGCCCUAUGUGGUGUCAGUCACCUGCCACAAGCACAAAACAACUGACGUCAAGUCACAACCUGCAUCCAGCGAGCUGUACCUGGGCCAGUUGAUGAUUGGACGGAAGAGUGAUGGAUGGUACAACAGCUGCACCAUCACUGGCAUAGCCACGCAAACCUUCUAUGGGGUCAACUUUGAGGAUGGCUCCUACAGUGACAACAUCUGUCCAGAGAAUGUCUGGUGGCAGGACGGCCAGCAGUCUGGCCCCCCCAAGGUGGGACAGCCUAUUCUGGUGCUGUGUCAGGACUCCAGUGUGUUCAGGGGCUCGUUCAUCAGGACGCGCCUUGAGAAUCUCUACCAGGUGGAAUUUGAGGACAAAUCCCAAAUGACACUGAAACGCAGUGAACUCCACAUGCUGGGGCAAGUACUGCCCAAGAGUAUCAGUUCCCACCUGUCCCUGCCAGACCCAGUUUUCUCAGGAGACGAAUUGCAGGCAGGCAGGCUACCUCAUCUCCUGCCCCUGGCCCCCGAUUCGCCGUUCCCCACGCACUCCGCGGCCUUCCCACCCACUAAUCUCACCACCGCCCUGCCCCACACCUCAGGUCUCGGCCUUUCGACUGCCUGUGUCGCUUCUUCCAUGCCCAGCGGCCUCCCAACCCUAUCCACUCCAGCAGCUGUCCCCCAGAGCUCUGCAUACUCAGAUGGUCACUCCCCGAGCUACCUGUCCUUCGUCGAGUCUAUUCUAGAUAUGCAGUACCCUCAGGAGGGAUGCAACUUGGAUCAGUAAAGUCUUUGCUAUGUGUCUAGAUCGGGGGUGUCCAAUCCUUUCCGAAAAGAGCCGGGUGUGGGUACAGGUUUUCUUUUAGCUCAGCACUACGAUACCCGAUUCUACUUAUCAAGGUCUUAACUGAAGACCACGGUUAGUUAAUCAGUGGUAGAAUCAGGUUUCAUAGUGCUGAGGUAGAAGAAAAACCUGCACCCACUCCAGUCCUUUUCAGAUAAGGUUGGACAACCCUGGUCGACAGCUCUGCUGGAACAGUAUUGGACAACUGCAAUACUAACACCCUGCCAGGUGAGGGCAGACUAUGCUCAAGUUGAGAACAAAGACUUGUUUGCAUGGUUAUUCUUUUCUUUCUCAUUGUUGUUGUCUUCAUAGUUUUGUUGGCUGUUCCAGAAAAAGAGCUAACAGGUGAAUGAUUCUCACCCCCCUACAUCUGCAAGGAUCAAUGUAAUACCUCUCUUUUCUGAGCUAUUACACUCCCUCACAAAACAUACUUCUUUGGAUGUGUUGGUAGCAUUCUGCUAAUGCUGUUCCUCGAAUGUCUAUUUUUGAAAGCAAAGCGGCAAAUAACUCUAGUGGAAAACGCAAAUGUGUGAGAACAGUUCCAAUAAUGCAUUGUUUUUUUGUUUGUUUUUUUUGUCUGAGGGUUGAUGUGGGGUUUGAGAGGUGUAUUUAAAUAUAAUGUUCAAGAAAAAACAUUUCAUGUAAAUAAUUCAGUAUCGCAGGCAUGCCUGUGUCCACAAGAACACUGUGAGUUGUGGAUAAACUGCCUUACCUAGGACAUUUUUUCACAGACUUGAAUUAACGCCCUUCAGGUUGCUGGAAUAACUUCUGGCUGUUUUACAAAAAGUUUUUGUAAAACAUUUUUAUUUAUUUUUGACCUUUUAAAAAGCAUUUGAUUUUCUCUACUUUGUACUUAUGCAGUUUUGUAAAAUGUUACAUAGUAAGUGACUUAAAGUUAAGGACAUUUAGUUAUCACUUAAGGGACAAAUAAGAGAUGUCUUAGAUUCUCUCAGAAGUUCACGUUUAAAAAUAUAUUUGUGAGCCAUAUUUGAAAAGGUGCUACAAAGAACCUGAACUGCAGACAAGGGUGAUAUGAUUAUUGUUACUGGCGGGCACGUACUGCUCUUUUGUGUGAAUUGUGAACCAUGUUUCAAGUGAUAUUUAAAAACAAACGACAGUCUUCUUUCCCGUUCCUAUGUACAGAGGGAGGUUCUUCUUUGAGCUACAUUUACAAGUAUUUUUGUCUUUUGUUGUCACCCUCGCACUCCCACAGGCCCCCCCCCUCCCCCCCAACACGCACACACUCGCAUAAGCUUCAAUUUGCCAUAGCAGUUUGAAUCCACGCAACAGACACAAUGUAGGCUGAACCCCUGUGCCUCCUCAUUCCCCUUCAGGUAGAAGGGAUGCAAGUAUGAUCUCAAUUGCACAUGUCGGGGAUAACUCAAAAUACCUGAGCCAAAAUGGUUUCUUAAUUAUUUAAGAUAUAUAAUUUUGUGUCAGAUUAAUUAGCCUAAGCAUCAGAUUGCAGCCCCGAUGUCAUCAAUGUAUGGUUCAUAUUCAUUUAUGACACCACUGUAACCUACAGAAAGGGCUAAUACAAUGCAAACUAUUGGAUAGGACCCAAAUUUUCCUAGUUUCACAAAUUCUCUGGGAAAUAGCUGGCACUUACUGUUCUGGGCAGAGGGUGGGGGUCAAGGGUGUUUUAAGUGAUGGUAAACAGUGUUUUAGGUAAACAGUUCAUAACACUUCAGACAAUUUUUCAGUUUUUGUGUAUAUUUUAGAUGCUAUUUAUAAGGAUUGAUUCAUUUAAACUCUGCCCAGGUUGACAAGGAUUAAUCUUCUGUUUGGGUUUGAAGUAAUAUUUGUAAGCAUUACCAAGUUAAUGAGCAACCAAAAGUUUAGAAGAAAAUUGUUCUCGUAGUUCUGUAUGUUAUCUGCUGCAGAUUAAAUUUCUAAAUGCUUAAGUGAGAACUAAAA
Molecule: messenger RNA, 5507 nt
Organism: Anguilla rostrata (American eel)
Lineage: Eukaryota; Metazoa; Chordata; Actinopteri; Anguilliformes; Anguillidae
Product: lysine-specific demethylase 4B-like
Exons: 22
Coding region: 321-3533 (1070 amino acids)
Biological process (GO): chromatin remodeling; regulation of gene expression
Cellular component (GO): nucleus; chromatin
Molecular function (GO): histone H3K9 demethylase activity
Source: RefSeq, a predicted model, not a curated record